This is a messenger RNA of Cavia porcellus (domestic guinea pig), 4038 nucleotides long. RefSeq names its product neurofilament heavy chain (gene Nefh). Gene Ontology annotation, biological process: axon development; intermediate filament bundle assembly. The transcript is spliced from 4 exons. Gene Ontology annotation, molecular function: structural constituent of postsynaptic intermediate filament cytoskeleton. The coding region runs from base 95 to 3433 and encodes 1112 amino acids. Gene Ontology annotation, cellular component: neurofilament; axon. Lineage: Eukaryota; Metazoa; Chordata; Mammalia; Rodentia; Caviidae. The record is from RefSeq and is a predicted model, not a curated record.
CCGGGCGGUCCAGGAGCUGCCGCAGUGCCACCCGCCCUGUCCCGGUCCGCGCUCCGGCUCCGGCUCAGCCCGGUAGCCCGCACCUGCUCCGGCCAUGAUGAGCUUCAGCGGCGCGGACGCGCUGCUGGGCUCCCCGUUUGCGCCGCUGCAUGGAGGCGGCAGCCUGCACUACGCGCUGGCCCGCAAGGGCGGAACGCGCUCCGGGACCGGCUCCUCCAGCGGAUUCCACUCGUGGGCGCGGACAUCUGUGAGCUCCGUAUCGGCUUCACCAAGCCGCUUCCGUGGUGCAGGCGCCGCUUCGAGCACCGACUCUCUAGACACGCUGAGCAACGGACCGGAGGGCUGCGUGGUGGCAGCGGCGGCGGCGCGCAGCGAGAAGGAGCAGCUGCAGGCGCUGAACGAUCGCUUCGCGGGCUACAUCGACAAAGUGCGGCAGCUCGAGGCACACAACCGCAGCCUGGAGGGCGAGGCUGCGGCGCUGCGGCAGCAGCAGGCCGGCCGCGCCGCCAUGGGUGAGCUGUAUGAGCGCGAGGUACGCGAGAUGAGAGGUGCAGUGCUGCGCCUGGGCGCAGCGCGCGGCCAGCUGCGCCUGGAACAGGAGCACCUGCUCGAAGACAUCGCACACGUGCGCCAGCGCCUCGACGACGAGGCCCGGCAACGCGAGGAGGCUGAAGCAGCAGCGCGCGCACUCGCUCGUUUCGCGCAGGAAGCCGACGCGGCGCGAGUCGAGCUGCAGAAGAAGGCACAGGCGCUGCAGGAGGAGUGCGGCUACCUACGGCGCCACCACCAGGAAGAGGUGGGCGAGCUGCUCGGCCAGAUCCAGGGAUGCGGAGCCGCGCAGGCGCAAGCGCAAGCUGAGGCGCGCGACGCCCUCAAGUGCGACGUGACGUCGGCGCUGCGCGAGAUCCGCGCUCAACUGGAAGGCCAUGCGGUUCAGAGCACGCUGCAGUCGGAGGAGUGGUUCCGAGUGAAGCUGGACCGACUGUCAGAAGCAGCCAAGGUGAACACAGAUGCUAUGCGCUCAGCACAAGAAGAGAUUACUGAAUACCGGCGCCAGCUGCAGGCCAGGACCACAGAGCUGGAAGCCCUGAAAAGCACGAAGGAUUCACUGGAGAGGCAGCGCUGUGAGCUGGAGGACCGGCAUCAAGCUGACAUUGCAUCCUACCAGGAGGCCAUUCAACAAUUAGACAAUGAGCUGAGGAACACCAAGUGGGAGAUGGCAGCCCAGCUCCGAGAGUACCAAGAUCUGCUCAAUGUCAAGAUGGCCCUGGAUAUCGAGAUUGCUGCAUACAGAAAACUCUUGGAAGGUGAAGAGUGUCGGAUUGGCUUUGGCCCAACUCCUUUCUCUCUCUCAGAGGGACUUCCCCAAAUUCCCUCUGUAUCCACUCACAUAAAAAUCAAGAGUGAAGAGAAGAUAAAAGUAGUAGAAAAGUCUGAAAAGGAAACUGUGAUUUUGGAGGAACAGACAGAAGAGAUCCAAGUGACUGAAGAAGUCACUGAGGAGGAGGAAAAAGAGGCCAAAGAGGAGGAAGAAGGGGCAGAAGAAGCAGCAGCAGAAGAAGAAGCACCAAAGUCUCCCUCAGCAGAAGAGGCCAAAACUCCAGAAAAGGAAGCCAAGUCCCCGGCUGAGAGCAAGUCCCCAGUGCAAGAAGAAGCCAAAUCACCAGAGGUCAAGUCUCCAGAGAAAGAAGAGGCCAAGUCACCAGCUGAAGUCAAGUCUCCAGAGAAGGCCAAGUCCCCUGUGAAGGAAGAACCAAAGUCACCAGCUGAAGCCAAGUCUCCAGUGAAGCAAGAGGCCAAGUCACCCACUGAGAUCAAGUCUCCAGAGAAGACAAAGUCUCCUGUGAAAGAUGAAGCAAAAUCACCUGCUGAGAUCAAGUCUCCCGAGAAGGCCAAGUCCCCAGCAAAAUCUCCAGUGAAGGAGGAGGCAAAGUCACCGGCUGAGGCCAAGUCUCCAGUAAAAGAAGAAGCAAAAUCACCAUCUGGAGUCAAAUCUCCUGAGAAAGCCAAGUCCCCAGUGAAGGAUGAAGCAAAAUCACCAACUGAGGCCAAGUCUCCUGAGAAAGCAAAGUCCCCAGUAAAGGAAGAAGCAAAGUCCCCUGAGAAGGCCAAGUCUCCAGUAAAAGAAGAAGCGAAGUCCCCUGAGAAGGCCAAGUCCCCAGUAAAGGAAGAAGCAAAGUCCCCUGAGAAGGCCAAGUCCCCAGUAAAGGAAGAAGCGAAGUCCCCUGAGAAGGCCAAGUCCCCAGUAAAGGAAGAAGCGAAGUCCCCUGAGAAGGCCAAGUCCCCAGUAAAGGAAGAAGCAAAGUCCCCUGAGAAGGCCAAGUCCCCAGUAAAGGAAGAAGCGAAGUCCCCUGAGAAGGCCAAGUCCCCAGUAAAGGAAGAAGCGAAGUCCCCUGAGAAGGCCAAGUCCCCAGUAAAGGAAGAAGCGAAGUCCCCUGAGAAGGCCAAGUCCCCAGUAAAGGAAGAAGCAAAGUCUCCUGAGAAGGCCAAAUCACCAGUAAAGGAAGAGACCAAGUCUCCAGCUGAGGUGAAAUCACCUGAGAAGGCCAAGAGCCCAGUAAAGGAGGAAGCCAAGUCCCCUACAGAGGUCAAGUCCCCAGAGAAGGCCAAGUCCCCUGUGAAGGAAGAAGCAAAGUCUCCUGAGAAGGCCAAAACUCUUGAUGUGAAGUCUCCAGAAGCCAAGACUCCAGUGAAGGAGGAAGCAAAGUCCCCUGCAGACACCAAAUCCCCUGAAAAAACCAAAAGCCCUGUCAAGGAGGUCAAGACCCCAGAGAAGGUCACAUCUCCUGCAAAGGAGGAUGCCAAGGCUCCUGAGAAAGAAGUCCCAAAGAAGGAAGAGGUGAAGUCCCCCUCAAAGGAGGAGAAACCUCAGGAAGUAAAAACCAAAGAGCCCCCAAAGAAAGUGGAGGAAGAGAAGGUUCCAGCCACACCAAAAACCGAGGACAAGAAGGACACCAAGAAAGAUGAAGUGCCCAAAAAGGAGGUUCCAAAGCCAGAGGUUGAGAAGAAGGAAGCUGCUGUAGAAAAGCCCAAGGAAUCCAAAGCUGAAGACAAGAAAAAAGCAGUGACCCCUGAGAAGGAGGCUCCUGCCAAGGUGGAGGUAAAGGACGAGGCUAAGUCCAAGGAGAAGACUGAGGUGGCCAAGAAGGAGCCAGAUGAUGUCAAGGCCAAAGAACCUAGCAAGCCAGCAGAAAAGGAGCCAGAAAAGCCAAAGAAGGAAGAAGCACCAGCAGCCCCAGAAAAGAAAGACACCAAGGAGGAGAAGGUUACAGAGGCCAAGAAGCCUGAGGAGAAACCUAAGACCAAGGAAGAUGCCAAGGAGCCCAGCAAGCCCAAGACGGAGAAGGCCGAAAAAUCUUCUAGCACAGACCAAAAAGACAGCAAGCCGUCAGAGAAGUCCACAGAGGACAAGGCCACCAAGGGUGAGAAAUAAGGCAGAAAAGAAAGGAACAACCAGAGCAGCCAAAGAAACUCAGGAGGGUCCUGGAGUUCAAGGAUCAGUGAGUUGAAUUUUCAUUUUUCUUCCUUUUCUUUCUGCAAGAAGAAACUCUGCUUUGAUGUUGGGCCCUCCUUCACCAAACAGGAAUUUCUAUUAGCAAUAUGUUAGUAAGAGAGGGCAAUCCUGGUCCCCCGAACCUGAUGCCCCAAACCCUCCCCAGGCGAUGGACGAUUAUGUUAUGAUAGCUUAUGUAGCCAAAUGUGACAUACGCCGAAUGCCACACGUAAACACUUGAUUACAAAACUGCCCCCCUCCUUUCCAAAUAAGUGCAUUUAUUUCCUGUAUGUACAACUGACAGAUGACCGCAAUAAUGAAUGAGCAGUUAGAAACACAUAUGCUUGAGAUGUCUUAACCUAUUCCCGAAUGCCUUCUGUUUUCCAAAGGAGUGGCCAAGCCUUUACCCAGCAUACUCUGUCCUGGAAAAGCUGAAGCAGGUCAGGCUGGGCACUGGCCACUUGGUCACGCCAGGGCGCACUUUCCACUGAAGUUCACCUUCAGUUGCUUCUGUGCAAUAAAACCAAGUGCUUCUAAAAUGAAAA